Molecule: messenger RNA, 1644 nt
Organism: Linum tenue
Lineage: Eukaryota; Viridiplantae; Streptophyta; Magnoliopsida; Malpighiales; Linaceae
Source: the annotation of a GenBank genome assembly
UAACCGAGUUAUGCGCCAAAAACUGAAUGAACCUGCCAUAAACAGCAGCAACAGCAGGAUAUUCCAGCAGCCAAUGAUCCCGGGUUCAAAGCUGGUGUGGGUUCCUGGCCCUGUGAUCAUUGGUGCAGGACCUUCAGGGCUUGCAGCGGCCGCUUGCCUUAAGACCAAAGAAAUCCCAUUUCUGAUACUUGAGAAAGGAAGCUGCUUGGCGUCUCUGUGGCAGUUUGGGACAUACGACCGUUUGCAACUCCACCUUCCGAAGAAGUUCUGUGAGCUGCCUUUCUUCCCAUUCCCACCUCACUUCCCUGCAUACCCAACAAAGCAACAGUUCAUAGCUUACCUGGAGGCCUAUGCCAAGCACUUUGCCAUCAAGCCCGUGUUUCGUCAGGAGGCUCGAGCAGUUCAGUACGAUCCGGACAUGGGGUUCUGGCAGGUUCAAGCGUGUGGGUAUGAGUUCAUAUGCCGGUGGGUGAUUGUGGCCACUGGCGAGAAUGCUGACCCUUUCCUGCCUGAAAUUGAAGGGUUGGGAGAUUUCAGAGGGAGGACUCUGCAUACGAGCAGCUACAGAGAUGGAGGUGAAUUCAAAGGGAAGAAAGUUCUGGUGGUUGGUUGUGGGAAUUCUGGAAUGGAGGUUAGCUUGGAUUUGUUUGAUAAUGGUGCUGAUGUUUCCCUCUUUGUCAGAGAUAAGCUGCAUAUAUUGCCUAGAGAGAUUCUAGGGAUCUCAACUUUUGCACUAUCAAUGUUGCUGCUCAAGUGGUUCCCAGUGAAACUAGUUGACAAGUUCCUCAUCUUUGUCUCAAGGUUGAUUCUUGGGGACACAAGUAGAUCUGGGAUCAAAAGGCCUGAUAUUGGGCCCUUGGAAUUGAAGAACUCCACUGGGAAGACCCCUGUUUUGGAUUUUGGAGCUUUUGCCAGAAUCAAGUCUGGCCAAAUCAAGAUUGUUCGUGGGAUUCGAAGAUUCACGACGAAUGGGGUGGAGUUUGUGGAUGGCAGAGUGAAGGAAUUCGAUGCAGCGAUUCUAGCAACAGGCUACAGAAGCAAUGUGACUUCAUGGCUCAAGGAGGAGAACUUCUUCAACGAAAAGGACGGGUACCCAAGAACCCCAUUCCCAAACAGCUGGAAAGGAAACAAUGGACUCUACUGCAUUGGGUUCACCAAGAGAGGAUUGCUUGGAACUUCCAUCGAUGCACAAAAAGUUGCAGAAGACAUUGCAAGACAAUGGAACUCCGAGACAAGGCAUUUGAAGGUCGAGUCAUAGAUAAACAAUUCGCUAGCUGCAGUUGACCCAUAGCUUUGUAUUCUGCACAACCCUUCUGACCCUUUUUUUCCCCUUUCUUCUUAACCUGUAACUAAUCAAGUCCUUUAACCUUUGCACAAAACUAACUAGCUAACUAGAGACUGAAGAAGGGAGACCAGUUUUACUUAUCAGAAGAUGGGACCAAUUCAGAAGUAGAAGCAGGGGAGAAUAUUGCUACUGUUGGCAACCUGAAAAACGUUAUAGGGUCUCUAUCCAUUUGAUGUAGAAUUGCAGGCGGUGGUGUGGAAGUACAAUUUCUCUUUGUCUAUGAAAGCAAAGUAUAUAGAAUGUUACAGAUAAACUUAUGACGCAGAAUGAAAUCGUUUAAAUUGUGGACGUGUUGGAGC